UCACCUCCCACUCUGUCAGUGUCUCUUAUACAUAAACACACACACACACACACGCGCUCACGUAUACACACGUACAUAGUCCAGUGCCAUCUAGCGGCAGCAAUUGACAAUAUCGCCAUCAGUUCUCGUCCUUCUUGACCAGCUUCAACAGGUUUAAGUGAGACAACCUCCUCCUCAAAUCGGUAGCUGCUCUAUCAACAGCCAUUGUCCCCUCUUUCGGCUGCUGUUCUCUACCCAACAAUGGAACAAAAGAACGUUCUACAUGCACCUUUGAAAGCUCCUCCUACCAGGUCCAGGUUCCGUAAGUUUUACAUCUACAGGGACCCUAAUGACUUCCAGUUUCUUGAUCGCCAUGCCAUCGCGGUCGCCCAAAAGGACUUCAAUACAUUUGAUGAACUCCUGCAUGAAUUAAUUGUCAAGCCUGGCUUCAACACUGAGCUAGAGAAAGCAAGAGUGAUCUUCCGAUGGAUGACGGCCAGGAAUAUGUAUACCAUCAAGUUUGCUUCUUAUGAAAAAGGUAAAGGUCGUCCUGAAGAAACUUUGGAAGCAUUUAAAGACAAAAAGGGGACAUAUGCUCGCAUUUUCGAGACCAUGUGCGGCUACUCUGGAUUGUACUCUGUCGUGAUCACUGGACUGGCCAAAGGUCUAGACUACCGUCCAGGAGAUGUUUUUAAGGGAACUGAAUACAAUCACAGUUGGAAUGCAGUCUACAUUGACAACAACUGGUAUCUUGUUGAUUCUCACUGGGCCACUCGUUAUUUAGUCUCUGAUAAAGAUGAACCAGAAAACUUGGUGUAUGAAUACGAUGAUUUCUACUUCUUGACUGAUCCUGAACAACUGAUCUACAGUCACUGGGCCCACAGGCCUGAAUGGCAACUUCUUACCCACCCACUGAGCCUGGGAGAGUUUCAAGAACUGCCAUUGGUCAAAUCCUACUUCUUCAAGUGUGGCAUGUUUUUCCAGUCUCACCAAAAGGGUGUGGUUGAAACGACUGGAGGCCGCCUGUCUCUGGCUGUUGGCUUCAUCAAACCAACUACCUUCAGUUACAAAGUAAUUGAUGCUGACACCAAAGAAGAAGUCUUUAAAGGCCGCAAAAUGAAGGACUUUGUCCUGCAACUCACCCAUGACAAUCAGGUUAUUCUCAUUUUCCGGGCACCGAAACAAGGCUCCUAUUACCUGACUAUUUUCGCUCAACUUCUCACUGGUGAUAUUGGUGUGAAAAAUGUCUACACUGCAUCAGCAGAGUAUAAGGUUAUUGCUGAUAAAUGCUCAGAUGACGCUGCCCCGAUGCCACCUUGCUCAGACAGCAACUGGGGUCCCAGUGUUCCAGUCGACCAGCUUGGGCUUAUUCCAUCACAUGAAGACCCUGUCGUCACCACCACUGAUGGUAAUGUGAAGCUCAACUUCAAGAAGACUCGCCCUGCCCACAUUCUUUGCAAACUACGCAAGCAGGGGAAAGGUCCCGAUGACCUUGAGGAGUUUGUAUGUGACAAAGAUGAGGCAAACAACGUUGCUGUCAAUGCCAAACUGCCUGAACCUGGAGAGUACGGCUUGGAGGUCUAUGGCAAUGACCCCUCAAAAGAUGGGGAUACUUACACCCACAUUUGCCAGUAUUUUGUCCAUUAUGCCAAGCCUGACGCUCAGGAUAGAGCAUUCUACAGUGACUCACCUGAACGAAGACAGAUCUUCUCCAAGUCUCCUCAGACUGCGGCAUUAAAUGGCUUCAGUCCAACUAGUACCACUUUGACCGAUGGUAUGCAAAACAUGGACAUAAAUGACCAAAACUUCCCACCACCUCCUCCUGAGCUGCUCCAGCAACAGUUUCUCUACGGAACAUUACAAAACACUGCUCAACAACCACUCUUUGGCCAAAUGGCGCAUUCCAAAGGACAGGGUCAUCUCUCCUAUCGACCUGGGGCUGGCCAGUUCUAUAGCAAGCCCACUCAAAGGGCUAACUUCUUUAACAUCCCUGCUUCAGAGACUCCAAUUAUUGUCGAAAAGCGAUCAAAGGGGCAGGUUGCACCUUUGCCUCCUACCACUUUCAAGUUGGAAGCUGUAGAUGAGUCAAAAGGUGCACCACCUCCAGUACCAAUAUCCAACCAAGAACAUAAGCCUUCUCUGGAGGUAAUGGAUCAAAAAGUGCUGAAAUCUGUUGAUGACCAUGCCAUCCAGGUGUCCAAGAGCUCCCACGACAGCUUCAAAGACCUUGUCUGGGAUAUGAUAUUCAGCAAGAACAUUACCAAUGAGUUAGAAAAAGUCAGAAUCGUGUUCCGUUGGUUGGCCUCCAAAGACCUGAGUGCAUUCAACUUUCAAAAUGUUGAACCAAACAGUCCUGAAGAGAUCCUUAUGGGCCUGAAGACAGGCAGGACCACAUAUGCUAUGGUCUUUGAUAUCCUCUGCAGGUAUGCUGGUAUCCACAGCCAAAUUAUCAGUGGGUUUGCCAAGGGAGCCGACUAUCGUCCUGGCCAGAAGUUUACUCGAGGCAGCAAUCAGCACUCGUGGAAUGCAGUCUACAUCUACGGCCACUGGUGCCUCAUAGACUGCCACUGGGCAGCGCGGCGCAUAAUCGGCAAACAAUCGAGUACUCAGACUGAUGAAGAGGAUUUCCUAUAUUCCUUGGACGAGUAUUUCUUUUUGACUAAUCCUCAUCAACUCAAGUUUACUCAUUUCCCUGACGACCCUAAGUGGCAGCUGCUAGAACAACCUGUUACUUUGGAAGAAUUUGAGAACCAACCACACAUGAAGCCUCAGUUCUUCAAGUAUGAACUGGAGUUUAUCAGUAACACCACAGCUGUUAUUAAUGCACGUGGUGAACUGAACAUUCGCCUCACCUAUCCUCACCAACGACGACCCCUGGCCUUCAACUUCAGCAUCCAGUUUGAAGAUGGUAGAGAAGAGUACAAAGGCAUCAAGAUUAAUCGUUAUGGCAUGCAAGAGAGCAGCAAUGGCAUUGCAUCUUUCCGCCUUCGCCUGCCUGUUACUGGUUCAUAUGUGUUGUACAUAUAUGCUAAGGAAGACACUCCAGAGAACAAAGAUAACGUUUAUUCCCAGGUGUGCGAAUACAAAAUCAUUCAAGAAUCCGUGUCGUCGCCAGAACCUACACCUUUCCCACCUUGCAGUUAUCUCACAUGGGGUACUGGCUCAGCUUUCCAGAAAUACGGCCUGUCAACUUUCCAGCAGACAGCCUGCGUAGUUUCACGAGAAGGAAAGGCUGAACUACAAAUUCGCAUGCCAGAACAGAAUAGACAGUUUAUGGCGAAGUUAAAGUCGAACAACCACAGCGAUGAUGAUCUCGAGGGUUACAUCAUUGACCAAAUAGUUGGGCGCACAGCUUACUUUAAAAUCUCUUUACCUGGACGAGGUGAAUAUGGUCUCGAGAUCUAUGCUAAUGAUCCUGCUUUAGAAGGUAUGACCCUCUAUCAUAUUGCACAAUAUCUAAUUGUCUGCAAUGAAGACGUCAAAGCUCUUCAACUACCCAAGCUCCCCCCCGGUUACCUCGGUCCCCAACAGAAAUUUGAGGAAUUUGGCCUUCGUACAAUAUCUCAUCCAAAUAAACUAAUUAAGUUAGAAGGCAACUUUGUUGAAAUUAAAUUAGCUACUGCUGAACCAAUGAGAGUUACAGCUAAUUUGAUCUCUGUGGAGGAGAAUAAGGAAUACGCUGAGUGUGUCUUUACCCAGUCCGAAGGUGCUACUGUUAGCUUUUUGGUACUUUUGUCCAAAACUGGUUUCUUUAAGCUUCAGCUCUAUGCUUUGCCAUGUCGGGAUACAAGCCAACAACUGCCAGGUAUUUACAACUACUUGGUACAUGUCCCUGCUAUUGUAAAACAACCCUAUCCUUUCCCCAAGCAAUACGCACAGUGGAAAGAAGGUUGCUACAUGUGGGAUCCUCUGGUGCUUGGCCCUUAUGCUGAACAGGCCAUGGCAAAUGUCAACUUCAAGGUUUCCAUACCUUCGGCUAAUGCUGUUGCUGUUGUUGCGGACCAGGAUUGGACAACUUUAGAGAAAAAGAACAAUAUCUGGGAAGGUACAGUCGAACUGGGCAAAUACUGGGGUACAAAUACCCGAGUAACACUUAAUGCAAAUCUGGGUGGUGAUGCAAGUAGUUUUGCGACCCUUCUGGAAUAUUCCAUUUAAUUCGCUUCUGAUAAGAUGCUUUUAGGAUGGAGUGGGGUAGCUGUUAAUUGCAGUGCACCUCUCUCUGCACCCACCCACCCCACUAUUCACAAUCCUUUGAAUGUUGCUUAUUUUUGCUAAUAGAUGCUAAAUAUACUAGGGCAAAAUAACAAACAGAAAGAUCCGAGAAAACCAACAAGUUUGUUAAAUAAGUGAACACCUCUUGUGCAAAGAGGAGAGAUGAAUGACAAAUGUUUUUGACGCUUGAAAAUACUGAUUCGAAGAGGAGCUUCUGAGCCUGUCUCAUGUCUUUGUUUCUUUUCCCAGAUCACAUACAUUUUUUGACAAAGCCACUGAGCCAGGCUCUUCUUACUCACCUUUAUGCCAGUAUAGUGUGACUCUGUGUGUGCUAAAUGGAGUAGGUAGUUGUAUAGAGCAAGCGAAUACACAGGGAGUUAGUUUGCACUUAAUCCUGGUUAACCUUUGCACCACCUCCCUGCGCAUUAAUAUCUUUCUACUCCUUGUUUUCUAGACACAUGUUUCCAUAGUGACAAGAGAACUGGCCAAUAGAUACCCGGCCGACUGUCAUUGUCAUUUUACAUUAGUCUGGCUUGAAAACUGAACACACCACAGUUCUGUUCAACUCCUCCCAUCCUUCCAUUGUGAACCAACAAUGUCCGUCCUUCCCUUUCCUCUGUUAAUAACUUAUGAAACUGUCACAGCUAGCUGGCUUCUUUCGCAUAUAAAUUCUUUUCUUGCCUCCCCUUAGUCGAGGAGUUUCUCGAAGGAACCCUAUCGUCUACAAUAUAUUUUAAGUUUAGAUUACAUUAUAUAUUUUUAUAUUUCAAUUUUUCCUUUGUGCAUUUAAACAAAACAUUGUCUUUUCCUUUCUGUAAUUAAUUGCCUGGAGUCUUAGGUCCGUGCCUAUUGAGUUAUCUACCCUUUCUCUCCUCUAUGCAUACAUACACACACACAGACUCAACAUGCCAUAACCCCUAUUUGUUGAUAUCCUUUAUUUUGUGCCUUCUAAUAAUUCCUUCCAACUUCCCUUCCAACAUGGUGUGAUAGGUUAGUAAUGGAAAAAGUCUGUACAUUGUCGAACCCAAACUUAAUGUGAACCUUCUAAUACACAGGUACUUUAGAAUAAACCAAGAGUCAUAAAACCCUGUUGCUCUAUACCUCAGGCUACUGGGCUGCUAGUAGUAACACCACCAUGCAGUACGUAGAAAAGAUGUUUAUUCUCAAACAAACGUAGCCUAGCCAGAUACUGAUAAGCAGGAAGUGCUAACCCUGCACCACCCUGCACCACCCCAGCACCAGUUGGGCAAGGAGUGGAAUGGAUGAAACACCCGGUUUACACCCAAACUAGAUAUUUCUAUCAGUUUGCAAUAAUAACUACUCCAGAAAAUCUGUGUAGUUUCAGUUGUCAAAUAUUGUUGAUACAGUUAUGUGGCAUGUACACACACACACAAACAAUCUCUUGAAUUGAUGUCUUUGGAUUGCAUUGGAAUUCUAUUUUAUUUGGUAAAUAAAUUUGACAAAAGACCUGCUGGAGGUCGUAAGGUCACUUACUACACUCCGCACAUACAUAUACACACUCUUUCAUAAAGUGGUUAUUUGACUGUUGAGAAAUAGCAGCCAAAUCUCCUCUAAUCACAGCCUGUGAUGCUUAAAAAAUUACAAGAUAUUGAAUAAUGUAAUCAUGAAUAUGCAAAAAGUAGGAAUGGCCAUGGCUGGAAAGGCUUUUACUAUAGAUCUGCUCACCCGGAGCUGACCUAAAGGAAAAACAGCUCUUGUAUACACACACACACAGCUGUCCUGGAAUCGAAAAUUUGCUGUUCCCAGUAUUUUCAGUUGGUUAACAUUCCUAAGUGUAACAUUUGUCGUGAAAUUCUCCAGUUUGAAGUACUAGACAAAAAAAGUUCCAUUUCCAUACAUACACAUAUAAACACAAACACACACACACACCUCCUUUUAUGUAGAACAUGUACAUAUAUUUGUAAAUGUAUGUAGAAUAUUGUACAUAGGAUUGUGCAGCGCCGAAAAUUAUUAAGAACAUUGUCCAAACCUUCCUGCCGUCCUUAACACACCAAGCUGUUACUAUUUGCCUUAAUCUUUCCUUAUUGAACAUUAGUCUGAUAAAUUGGUUGACCACCAAUCUCUCCUUUGCCACAUCCCAUCCCUUAAAGGGGCAACCCUCUCAUCUAAACAGUAAAAACAAAAAAAAAAUCUAAGCAAAAAGCAAUACAAGCAACAUGCUCUAAGUGAAUAUGUUGUACUUUGAACUGCAAAAAUUACUAAAACGAAUCGUUCCAUCUCAAGGACCCAACAUCUGCAUCAAGCUCCAGCCAUCUUUUAUUCCUAACAUAUACACACACACACACACACACACUCUCUCUCCUAUUUUAUUACAACACAUCACUAACAACAGUUAUUCAGUCAAGCAAUAUUUGGAUUAUUUUGGGCGUUGUUUUCUCUCUUAGGAUCUUGUUUUUUAUUUUUAUUAUUCUUCGUUUGUUAUUUUGUUACUAUAUUUCUGUCCUCACCUUUCCCCCCAUUCUAUACAUACCAUGUUUGGUGCAAGGAAGGAGGUGUUGCUAUUAGGAGAUUUUAGACUGCCAACUGCAAGUUUAUGCCUUAUCGUAUACAAUAAAGUAUUUUGCUAAAAGUCUGCAACUAUUCCUAGCAUGACACUAAAUAAGCUCCUUACCUUUGCCCCUUCUAAACAACACUUGAGCCUCUUACUUUAUAUUCUACACCUCAAUCUCUCCCAGCCUUUUAUAUAUGUAUGUAUGUAUAUGUAUAUAUGUAUAUAUAUAUGUAUAUAUAUACAUAUAUAAAAUAUGUGCAAUAAUUGAAUAUAUGUAUUGAAUGGCAACAGAGCUGAAUAGCUAUUAUAUUUCUAUAAGGUUUAAAUACCCCAGUCAAAAAAAAUAUAUAUAUAAUAUAUACACACAUCCCCACUAACUUUCCUUUGCCAAUAUUAUAUUUUGCUUAUUCUCACUCAAACUUUAGCUGCGUCCAGUUUGGGUUCUAAAUUUCAAAGUUCAAAAGUAAAAGCAAAGUGACAAAGAAAAUAAAAAGGCUGCAAAAAAAUUGUAAUAUCUAAAAAUUCUCUAAUUUCAUUACUAUCUUUUUUUUAAUUAUUUUUUUUUUUUUUCCUUCAAUGAAUAAAAUUUCUCGCUUUUUA
Molecule: messenger RNA, 7303 nt
Organism: Octopus bimaculoides (California two-spot octopus)
Lineage: Eukaryota; Metazoa; Mollusca; Cephalopoda; Octopoda; Octopodidae
Source: RefSeq, a predicted model, not a curated record